UGAGAGCUUGAAGAAGAGAGAGAGAGAGAGACAGGAGAGGAGAGGAGAGGAGAGGAGAGGGACAAACAAAACCAGCACAGUUAUUAUUUUUUUUUUCCUUCCUUUAAAAACACUUAUUAUUUAAGAGUGGGAUUAUACAAGAGGAAAAAAAAAAUUUCAAAAGAAAAAAUUGGGAAUCCUCCUUAUGCCUCGCAAAACUGAGCUGGGUUCGUUGAAUUUCAAUCCCGUUUCAAGCAUGUAAAUCCAUUUCCGCAUCUGGGUUCGUCGCAAACAAAAGGAAAACAGGAAAGAAAAACCAGAGAGAGAAAAAGAUUUAUUCUUUUUCUUUGAUUAUUAUUGUUUCUUUUUUUUUUUUUUGUGUGUUUGAGUAACGGGAAGGGAUCGAUGGCGACUUCAACUUCGGGAGCAGCCUGGAAAUCAGGCGACGUCGUUUCCGACCAGUUUCCGGCCGGUCUCAGAGUUCUCGUCGUCGACGAUGAUCCCACUUGUCUCAUGAUCUUGGAGAAGAUGCUUCGAACUUGUCUUUACGAAGUUACAAAAUGCAACAGAGCAGAACACGCUUUGUCGUUGCUUAGAGAGAACAAAAAUGGAUUUGACAUAGUUAUAAGUGAUGUUCACAUGCCUGACAUGAACGGAUUCAAGCUUCUAGAGCACAUUGGCCUUGAAAUGGACCUUCCUGUUAUCAUGAUGUCUGCGGAUGAUGGGAAGGAUGUUGUGAUGAAGGGUGUCACUCAUGGGGCCUGCGACUACUUAAUCAAGCCGGUGCGCAUUGAGGCGCUGAAGAACAUAUGGCAGCAUGUGGUCAGGAAGAAGAAGAAUGAAUGGAGGGAGUUGGAGCAAUCUGGGAGCGUUGAGGAAGGAGAUCGCUCCGCUAAGCCCUCCGAGGACGCAGAUUACUCCUCCUCAGCGAACGAGGGCAAUUGGAAGUCCUCGAAGAAGAGGAGGGACGAGGAUGAGGAGGCUGAGGAGAGGGAUGACACCUCGACGCUCAAGAAGCCUCGUGUCGUCUGGUCUGUCGAGCUCCAUCAGCAGUUUGUGGCGGCUGUUAAUCAGCUCGGCAUUGAUAAGGCUGUUCCAAAGAAAAUCCUGGAGUUGAUGAAUGUUCCUGGCCUCACUAGAGAAAACGUCGCCAGCCAUCUUCAGAAAUAUCGGUUAUACCUUAGAAGGCUAAGUGGGCAGCACCAAACAAGUAUGAACAACUCCUUCAUCAAUCCCCAGGAGGCGUCUUUUGGGGCGAUGACCUCGCUAAAUGGCAUUGAUCUUCAAACUCUAGCUGUAGCGGGUCAAAUUCCUGCGCAAAGCCUUGCCACUCUUCAAGCAGCUGGACUUGGUAGGUCAACAGCGAAACCUGGCAUCCCUUUGCCCCUUGUUGAUCAGCGGAACCUAUUUAGCUUUGAAAAUCCGAAGUUGAGGUUCGGAGAGGGGCAACAACAACAACAACAGCAUUUGGGCACUAGUAAACCAGUGAACUUGCUCCACGGAAUCCCAACAAGUAUGGAGCCAAAACAACUCACCAGCUUGCACCAGUCCGCCCAAUCUCUCGGGAUGAAUAUGCAAGUCAACACCCAUGGGGCGCAGAACAGCUCUUUGCUUAUGCAGAUGAAUCAGCCACAGUCAAGAGGGCAAAUUCUGAACGACACUGCUAGUAGUCAUGUUCCCAGGCUUCCGACGACACAGACUAUUGUAUCAACUGGGCUUGCUAGUGGAGUUUUAGGUAGGAAUGGAAUCACCAAUAAUGGCAGGGGAGCAGGAUACAAUCCGGUUAUGCAAAACUCCUCCAUGUUGAAUUUUCCCAAUGGUUUCCCUCUUGGAAGUGCUUCGACCAUGUCCGGUCUCCCAUCCCAAGGGUCAUUUCAAGAAGAGGUUACCUCGGAAGUUAAGGGAUCAGUCUCUUUUGCGGCAAGUUAUGAUAUAUUCAAUGACUUGAACCAACAUAAAUCCAACGACUGGGACAUACAGAACGUGGGAUUGACAUUUGAUGCCUCGCAACAGUCGAACUCCAUACCAAGUGGUAGCUUGGACUUGGUUCAUCAAGGGUUUUCUGGUAGCCAGAGAAAUAUGCCGGUUAGGAAUCAAUCUAAUGUCGGCAAGCCAAUGUACUCAAUUGGGGACAUUGGUCAUGGGAAUGCACAGAACACUAGCCAGCACCUUAAUACUCUCCUCGGUGACAAUUCGAUAAGGAUUAAAACUGAAAGAAAUACUGAUGUGCUUGCCGAUAAUGGCUUCUUUCCCGAACAAUUUGGUCAAGAUGAUUUAAUGAGUGCGCUCCUCAAACAGCAGCAAGAAGGCAUUACACCAGCUGAGAAUCAGUUUGAUUUUGAUGGGUAUUCCAUGGAUAACAUUCCUGUGUAGAGGACGCCGUAGCUCGGGGUGUAUAUAGUUGCUGUAACAGAUUGAACUUAAUUCUUCGGCAACCAAAGUCUAUGUCUAAUUCAAGAAGGCAGAAACUCUUGAUUUCGCUUCAGCUUCAUCUUCCUAUGUGAAUAGCAUGCUGCAUGAUUGAUUAGUUCAUUGAAAGAUCAGGCUAAUGGUGUUUCGACGGAUCGAUCAUGUCAACGAUUAUGCCUGAAAGUGUCUCAAAUUACUAUUGCAUGAUACGCGAAGGCGUCGUUUUGAAAUUUUUGUCCGGCUUUGGUGGUAAAUUUCUAUCAAGUAGCUAGCUACUACAUAUAUCUGGAUUGCUAAGCUAUGUCCCUUGGUUUUUGGGAUCCAAUUGUGGGUAGUAGGUUUGAUACAUUUGCAGACUUUUUUAGGAGCUUUUCUAACUCUAAUAACACUUGAAGUUUGCCCCAUCUUUUCUUCUUUUCUUCUUUUCUUUUCUUUUUUUUUAUGUUCACUUUCCAUUUUUCUCUCCCUUUCUAAAGGAAUUGACAUUGAUGUACAUAUUGUAUUGGAUUGCUCAAGACACAAGUCUGAGUAUUCUUUUCCUGUCUUUGUUUUCUUGUACUUAAGUUUCUUAAGUAGUUUCCCAUUUAUGCUA
This is a messenger RNA of Morus notabilis, 2980 nucleotides long. Its product is annotated as two-component response regulator ARR2. The transcript is spliced from 6 exons. Bases 385 to 2352 code for a protein of 655 amino acids. Gene Ontology annotation, molecular function: DNA binding; DNA-binding transcription factor activity. Gene Ontology annotation, biological process: phosphorelay signal transduction system; cytokinin-activated signaling pathway. NCBI's taxonomy places the organism in Eukaryota, Viridiplantae, Streptophyta, Magnoliopsida, Rosales, Moraceae. The record is from RefSeq and is a predicted model, not a curated record.